Saccostrea echinata is the source of this 2730-nucleotide messenger RNA. RefSeq lists its product as uncharacterized. Bases 5 to 1162 code for a protein of 385 amino acids. Lineage: Eukaryota; Metazoa; Mollusca; Bivalvia; Ostreida; Ostreidae. The record is from RefSeq and is a predicted model, not a curated record. The transcript is spliced from 4 exons.
GAAGAUGGACGAAAGUAUCUUUAGAGACAGUCUCAGACUCCUUAAUGAUAACAAUGUACGUUUUGCUGUUAUAAAACUUAUUUCUUGCAAUGGGACAGAAAGUGUCACAUUUCCAGACGCUAGAUGCGGGUUUGAAGUCUUAAAAGACGAGAACAAAAUACCAUGUUUUGUCCCGUUUACAGUGAUAUUCGAGAAAGGAAUUUCAUUCCUCCGAAAAAUUAAAAAUACUAGUUGUGAGGAAAUUGAAAAACAGCAAGGCCCUACGAAAGAUGCUGUGUUGUGUCUUGACAGGUUUUACAAAUCAAAAGAACAAAAUGAAGCCUCUUUGAAAAAGGUCUUUGACAUGGGUCAGGAUGGAAAACCCCCUACCACAGAAACAGAUGUAACCAUCUGCCUUGCGGAGCAUCUUUUAGGAAGACUUGCCCCAAAGGAGUCCUAUCAACUUAACAGCAUGUCCAAAGGCAACAUCUGCAGGUGUGGAUGUCAAAAGGAACUUACAUUUUCUUUCACAGGAAUAGGACACGAACUAGUGUGGCACGGAUUUAUGGACAUCAUCUUCUUAUCACACCAGGGAAUACCAGCAAUAGCUAAUACUGUGAUAGAGAGAGAAGAAAAUACUCCUAAGAAAAGAAAACUAGAUGAAAUGGAUGAUAGACUGGAUGAAGAUGAUUACAGGCAAACAACAAUAAAUUUCAAACAAAAAUCACCAAAUGACACACUGGCAGAAGCAUUUGCUCAGACAAUUGUAUUUUCAUUGACUGAAAAACAGAAACAUCCUAACUUUUUCCACCAUAUGGUACCAAACAUUGUGAUUUCUCCAGAAAAGUUUGAAAUAGUGCUGUAUGAUGCAGAUAGGGAUACUUUGCUUUGUAGCAAUUCUAUUUUCUUAUUCAAUUUGGAUCUUCCAGAACAUAGAAGUCUCACUAAUGAUGCCGUACUUAUUCUCUGGAUGGUGUUACAUUAUGAAUUAUUUUGUUCCGGAUUUGAUAAAGCCAGUGAUGAUUUGCUUGAUACAUGUAAAUCAAAUUUUAAAAAUCUAGUUCAAAGCAAAUGGGAUAUAUAUUCAACUUCACUAAAAUGCUGUGUUUCAGGUUUCCCCCCAGUGAAACAUUGGUCAGUAAAUGAAUUACUUCGACGUGGACAUCAGUUAAACUUAAAUUAGGUACCAUUUAAGAUCAUAAUAAUCAUGAGGUGUAUUGUUUGCUUUUUGUGAGUUGAGUUUGCUUAUUCCUAAUGCUCGCCAACUGGGAACAGAGCACUUUGAUUAAUCGGUAUCAAAAAACAAUCAACACUUGGAUUGUUACAUUUGCAGAAGAAAUAUUUUACAUUCAACAUACAAAAGCAAAGGCAAAACUUAAGCUUAAAUCCUUUCAUAAAGUAAUGAUAGUUUUGCAAGGUUUUUGCAGAAUUACAUGAUUCUCUCCUAAACAUUUGUAAAUGUUUUAGAUUUUAUUUUUUUUUAUUUUAUUUAUUUAUUUUUUUUUUGUAAUUUUAAUGGAUUUAUAAUCAUAUGAAAUCCUGGUCUUUGAUAGGCCUAUUAGGUCAUCCGAGUAUUGUUUUAGAGUUUUGUGUAGCAAAACUUUCACAGUAUUUGACUCCUUUACAACAGUUAUUCUUUUCAUUUCAACCACAACAUCGUUGGAUAAUAGGGACUCAAUUAUAUUCAAAUGGUCACAUUAUUUUCAUGGAUGGGGUUUAUCAACAAAUUCUGAGAUAAAGGUUUGAGUCAUUUAAAAUCUCAAGAACCACUGAGCCAGCAAUGACAAAUGUAUAGAUUCCUAAAUAAGUUCUAAACAACAAUGGAAAGUGUUAUUCGGAUACUGAGAAAAUUGUAUCAUAUAAAUGUCUACAUAUUGGAUUUAUCUACACUGCAGUUUUCAACAUAGGGAACGGGUCUAAUUUCUCUAGGAAAAAUGUUAAAAGAUAAUGGAGAACUGUAGAUCACUAAAUUUUCGCGACACCAUAUUUUUAUGAGGUAGUGAUACUGAAUGUAUCAAUGAAAUAAAAUUUUCUUGAAUUAUUGUUAUUGUUCAACAUAGUCUUUCAUAUGACAAUAGAGAAUGAAAUUUUCAAAAGCAGGCUGCCUCAAAAAUAGUACAAAAAUAAAGUUCUCACAAAUAAAAAGUUAUUUAAAGUAUCAGUGAACAGAAAUCAAUGCUGUUUACUUACAUUUGGAAAAUAAGGUAUCUUAGGGCUCUUAGAAAGUAGGACUUAAAAACAAAGAUCAGAUAACAUAGCUAAAGAACUUUAAAUGCAGUAUGUCAAACACCCAGAACACCAGUGUGAUCUCUUGUUUUUAUGUUGCUAUGUUUACUAAAAGUCAUUAAUCACUAUUGUAUAAACAUUUUUUCAGGUAAAGCAAUGUAGGUAAUGCAUAAUUUCUUUUUUUUUAUAUAGUUUACAUGUUUAUACAUUGCAUUGUCAAAAUAGUUCAACAUUAUGAAUUAAAGUAGAUGUUCAGCUUUUCUUCUAUUAUUCUGAUCUCAAAUUGACUACAUAUUUUAUAUCCAGUAUAUAUUGUACAUGUUUGGCUGUAUGAAUGAUUACACUAUAUACUGAUGGUUAGAGAAAAUCAUAUGUUAUAAUUGAUAUUUAGGGAGUAUUAAGUUCAUAAUACAUGUAUUUACAAAUGCACAAUGUUGUAUCUUACUGGUGACUCUAGAGUUCCAUGUUUUUGCAUGACAAUUUGUAUUCUAUACAGGAUUUAUGAGCUUGAUCAUCCUUUUGAAA